This is a messenger RNA of Pediculus humanus corporis (human body louse), 525 nucleotides long. RefSeq lists its product as uncharacterized. Lineage: Eukaryota; Metazoa; Arthropoda; Insecta; Psocodea; Pediculidae. The record is from RefSeq and is a predicted model, not a curated record. The transcript is spliced from 4 exons. Bases 1 to 525 code for a protein of 174 amino acids.
AUGUUAACAGCUUGCUACGGUAGCACGAAUAAUAAUGGUAAAACGACGGAAACGUUAAAUUUUUUACGUAACGAUUACGUGACGAGAUCGGAAAGCGGUUUGAUGUUAAGGGUAAACGAUAAAUCGAUAAAUUCAAAUCGUUUCGAUUUGGAUCUAAUAAAAAAAUCGAAUCGAAGUGAUGUCAAUAACGAUGCUUUAAGACUUAGCGAAUCGAUAUCGUAUUUGAAAACGGCAAACGAUUUCGUCAAUAGGACAAAAAUCGAUACUAAUAAUAAAAAAAUUUUACCCGAUGAUUUGAGGACUAAUCGCGGAACGGGUAGUGGACAACAACAAUCGCAACAACCGCAACAACCGCAACAAUCUAGGAAUAAUAUUAGUUUUAGCGUUGCUUCCUUACUUGCUGACACAAGGCCGAGAAGAUCACCGUCGGUGUUUCAAUCGGAAUCUCCAUCGCCGCCGCCAAUUGAAACGGAAGUUAAAUACAAAGUCAAAAAAUUUUCCAGCUCCAGUUCGGGUUUUAUUUGA